Molecule: messenger RNA, 1902 nt
Organism: Centruroides sculpturatus (bark scorpion)
Lineage: Eukaryota; Metazoa; Arthropoda; Arachnida; Scorpiones; Buthidae
Product: solute carrier organic anion transporter family member 1A1-like
Exons: 5
Coding region: 16-855 (279 amino acids)
Biological process (GO): transmembrane transport; sodium-independent organic anion transport
Cellular component (GO): membrane
Molecular function (GO): protein binding
Source: RefSeq, a predicted model, not a curated record
GCCGGAAUACUUGUUAUGGGUGUUGGAAUCUUUGCUAGUGGUUCUUUUAUGAGAAAAUUCAAACCAAAUGCACAAUUCGUAGCCAGGUGGAUAGCUGCAGCAGCUCUUGCUUAUGCAAUUGGCAUGUUUAUAUUGAUGUGGUUGGGCUGCCCUCUUAACAGCUAUGUUGGACUGAAUGUUGAAAGCUCUACGAUAAAAAACGAGCAGAUAUCUUGCAACGUUACUUGUGAAUGCAGGUCUGGAGAAUUUGCACCGAUUUGUACCAGUGAUGGUGUAACUUUUUUAUCUCCCUGUUUAGCUGGUUGUACAACGGUAAAAGGUGUUCGCAGCGAACAAUAUUAUUAUGGAGAAUGUUACUGCCUGGGUCCAAAUGUCACAGCCACAAAUGGUUUUUGUCCUUUAAAAUGUGACAACCUUAUAUGGUACAUCAUCAUAUUUUCUGUAUUUGUUCUCAUACAUUCCACAUCUGAAGUCGGAUCUAUGCUUCUUACGUUGAGAUGUGUCGAUCCUCAAGACAAGGCUAUGGCAUUGGGACUUAUAUCAUUUGCCAUCGGAUUAUUUGGUAAUGUGCCUUGCCCUAUUAUUUAUGGUGCUGUUGUAGAUUCUGCCUGCCUAUUCUGGGAGAAUAACUGUGGAGAACUAGGAGCGUGUCGAGUAUACGAUCCAGCCAAAUUCCGUAUGGUCUUCCAUGGAGUGACGGCAGUAAUCAUGAUGGUGGCAUUCUGUGUUGAUAUAGCUGUGUGCAUCAAAGCAAAAUCUAUUCAUUUUAAUGAAGACGAUGAUGAAACCGACGAUGCUGAAGAAACAGUACCGAUGAACAAUGUCCAAUGUACACAAUUUGAAACGAGUGUAUAAAGGAAAAAAAGUGACAUUUUCUUUAUUCGUUUUGUAGAUUAUGAUCCAUUUUCGAGGUGCUAUUAAUGUACCCCGUGUCUUCUAUGUAUAGAAAUUAUUUAAGUGACAAAUCUUCGCUCAACUUUAUAUAAAUAUGCCAUAUAACAACGGCUCAAAACAUGCUAUAAAAAAGUAAUACAGAAAAAAAAUCAUUCGCGUUGUAACUUUCAUAAAUCUAUGUAAAUAUGGUCAAAGUGUAUAUUAUAUUUACAUUUCUGAAAUGUGUUGUCAAUUUGUCUCUAAAAAAAUCUCACAAAAAUUGUUAUAAUGUUUGACUGUAAAUGAAGUAAUUUGUUAGAUUUCUAAAUAUUUAUUCAGUUGAUUUAUUUGAACAUAUUUUAGUUUCCUAACUUUAGUAUUAUUUGAAAACAUUUCUUAACCGUUCAUACUGUUUUUUUUUCUUUUUUUUAAAUAAUAAUAUUAUUAUUUUAAGGAACGAUAAUCUAUUAUAAUAAGUCCCAUUAGAAUGAAGGGGGAAAAAACCACAAAAAUCAAUAUAUAUAUUUAUUUAAAAAUAUAUAAUUUUAUAACUUCUUAAUCUUCGUACAUUCAUAAUUUCUAUGCUUCAAGGUUUUAAGUCAUCUCAUUAUACAGAAUAAAACCUUGAAUCUCAUAAUUCAUCACUAAUAAUAUGAAGAAUAGAUUUAUUAGUUUAUAAAUAAGAAGAAUUUUCCGAUCUAGUCUUUAAUGAGUGAAUAGACAAGAUUGGAAUAAAGAGAAAUGUCUAACAAGGGAGUAUUGUAUAAAAGUACAGACUAGAAAUUAUUUUAAUGAAGGUUAAAGAAUGAUUGUAAUGUGUAUUGUGUACAAAUGAUUAUGUUCCUUUCAAACCAAACUUCAACAUUUAUACAAUACAGGUGCUAUACUGUGAUUUUAAUUAUUUUAUUAUUAUUAUUUUUUAUUUUAAAAUCGAUAAAUGGACAAAAACAAAUUUUGGCACUGUACAUCUUCAAAUUCAAUUCCACCAAAAACUUCAUGUCCUUCUAUCAACUUUUUCUCUAAAAUCGA